Plasmodium malariae is the source of this 960-nucleotide messenger RNA. RefSeq names its product Plasmodium exported protein (PHIST), unknown function. The record is from RefSeq and is a predicted model, not a curated record. The transcript has 2 exons. Bases 1 to 960 code for a protein of 319 amino acids. Lineage: Eukaryota; Apicomplexa; Aconoidasida; Haemosporida; Plasmodiidae.
AUGUCAUCAUAUUGUAGUGAUAGAAGAACGAGGUUUCUUUUUCUAAAGAUACCUGUAACGUUAAAUAGUAUGAUUAGAAAAAACUCUUUUGCAAGCACUUUAGAGGAGAGUAAAAAAAAAAAGGUUAAUAAAAGGAAUAUGAGUAAUAAUUUAGUAUUUCUAUCUAUUUUUAACAUAUUGCUUUUUGGGUUAUUAUUUCGUUUAGAACAACAGGAUAAAGAUUUCAAGGAAAGCACUGAAAGUUUCAAAGCAGCGUUUAGCAAUUUCAUUGGUUCAAGGAAACUGUCUGAUAGAUUUUUUGGAAAAACUGUGGAUAACGAAAAUGGUAACUUAGAAGAAGAGGAGGACAUAGUGUUAAAUAAUAAGUUAGAAUUAAAAGAACAUAAAAAUUACUAUGUGCCAUUAAAUUAUAUAAAUAAUAAUCUUAGUGAAACGUUUGAAGAUACACCGAAUUAUGAAACUGUUAGAAAAAAUGAAAAACAAAAAAAAAAAAUUAUAAAUAAUUGUGAUUAUGAACAUUACGAUGUAGAUAAUUUAGAAUAUCUUAGUGAGCUAACAGAAGAUGAUGUAAAUAAAAGAAUAAUAAGUUUAGGCGAAUAUGUAGAUGUUAAAGAUAUGUUUGUAUUAUGGAAUUAUACUAAUGGUUUUGAGAGAAUAAAAUAUAUUAACAUGCAGAAAAACAUAAUACAAUAUUGUGAAGAUUUAGCAACUAUUACUAAUAUACCAAGAAAAGUAAAAACUGAAGAAUGGACAAAAGUUUAUUAUUUUAUGAAAGAUGAACUUUUCUAUAAAGAACGAGAAUUCUAUAAGGAAUUUUAUGAUUUCCUUCAAAAUGGUCCUUGUCAGACUAAAGUAUUUGUUCAAUUUAUAAAUGAUAUGAAACUCGAAUGGAGGAAUUUUAGGAGGGGCAUUAAUAGUGUAUGUAUGGAGAUGAUAAAUUCGGAGUUCAAUUGCUACUAA